Carassius auratus (goldfish) is the source of this 2472-nucleotide messenger RNA. Its product is annotated as NLR family CARD domain-containing protein 3-like. The transcript has 7 exons. NCBI's taxonomy places the organism in Eukaryota, Metazoa, Chordata, Actinopteri, Cypriniformes, Cyprinidae. The coding region runs from base 238 to 2472 and encodes 744 amino acids. The record is from RefSeq and is a predicted model, not a curated record.
CUGAAGGACGUGUGUUCUCUGAUAUGUGUUUGAUAUCUUUAUUUUCAAGCGAAUGGAGUGGUUUAGUUGCUGUUUCGUGUUGUCUGUGGUUGAUUUUAACAUUUGAGUUCAGAUAAGACUUAGAUUGUGUGUUUGAGUGAGCGCUGUUUCUGGACUCUCAGGAUCCGUUCAGCUGAAUGAUUAGUUUGUCAUUUCCACACAGUGACAGAGUAAGUGCUGGAGAUCUCACUCUUCAUCAUGAAUCACACACAAACACCACAAGAUCAGGAUUCCUCUCCAGGAUGCAGUUCAGUUGAUCAGAAGAGAUCAGAAGCAGACCCCAGCUGUGUGUCUAUGAGGAGUGAUGAUUCUAUAGGUCCUCCACCAAAUCUCAGCUCAGUUCAUCAGAAGAGAUCAGAAGCAGAGCCCAGCUGUGUGUCUAUGAGGAGUGAUGCUUCUUUGCAUCACCCAAUUGACUUUAAGAGUUAUGACACAAGGUCAAUCCUGCAACACAGAUCAGAAACAAAACCCUUCUGUAAGAAAUAUGAUCAGUCUAUGAAUCAACCACAACACAACACGUAUCCUGGUGUGAGUCAUGAAGUCCUAAACAUGUUGAGAUCAAAUCUGAAGCAGAAGUUUGAGCGUCUGUAUGAGGGAACAGCGACACAGAGAAACUCAACACUCCUGAAUGAGAUCUACACAGAGCUCUACAUCACAGAGAGUGAGAGUGGAGAGAUCAGUAAUGAACAUGAGGUGAGACAGAUUGAGACACAAUCCAGGAGAGAAGCAACAGAGGACACAGCCAUCAAAUGCAGUGACAUCUUUAGACCUUUACCUGGACAAGACAAAGCCAUCAGAACUGUGCUGACAAAGGGAGUCGCUGGCAUUGGAAAAACAGUCUCUGUGCAGAAGCUGAUCCUGGACUGGGCUGAAGGGAAAGAGAAUCAGGACGUCCAGCUCAUAUUUCCACUUCCUUUCAGAGAAAUCAAUCUGAUGAAGGACAAAACACUCAGUCUUGCAGAUCUUCUUCAUGUCUUUUUCCCUGAAACUAAAGAAAUGGAGAUAUCCAGUGAUGAAUAUAAAGUGUUGUUCAUCUUUGAUGGUCUGGAUGAGUGUCGUCUGUCUCUGGACUUUAAGAGUAAAGUGAAAGUGUGUAAUAUAUCUGAAUCAGCCUCAGUGGACGAGCUGCUGAUGAACCUCAUUGUGGGGAAUCUGCUUCCCUCUGCUCUCAUCUGGAUCACCUCCAGACCAGCAGCAGCUGAUCUCGUCCCCUCUGAGUGUGUCCAUCGAGUGACAGAGGUACGAGGCUUCAAUCAGCCACAGAAGGAGGAAUACUUCAGGAAGAGAAUCAGUGAUCAGAGUCUGGCCGACAGGAUCAUCUCACACCUGAAGUCAUCAAGGAGCCUUUACAUCAUGUGCCACAUCCCAGUGUUCUGCUGGAUCUCAGCCGCUGUUCUGGAGAAGAUGUUGAGUCGAGCAGAGAGUGGAGAGAUUCCCAAGACUCUCACUCAGAUGUACACACACUUCCUGAUCCUUCAGACCGACAUCAAACACGAGAAGGACUAUGAGAAGAAGGUGACAGAUGAAGACUUGAUCCUCAAACUGGGGAAAGUGGCUUUUGAGCAUCUUGUGAAAGGAAACCUGAUCUUCUACGAGGAAGACCUGAGAGAGUGUGGUAUUGAUGUGACAGAAGCAUCAGUGUACUCAGGAUUGUGCACUCAGAUCUUCAGAGAGGAGCUGGGCUUGUAUCAGGGGAAAGUCUUCUGCUUUGUUCAUCUGAGCAUUCAGGAACAUCUAGCAGCUCUAUAUGUGCACCUCUCCUGGAUAAACCACAACAUAAAUGUGUUUGAGCCAAUCACCAAACAGAGUUUACUGUCUAAAGUGAAAGACUUGUUUCAGCAUGUUUCAUUAUCUGAGCUGCAUCAGAGAACUGUGAAAGAGGCUCUACAGAGUAAAAAUGGACAUCUGGAUCUUUUCCUGCGGUUCCUUCUGGGUUUGUCAGUGGAGUCUCAUCAGAUUCUCCUUCAACGAAUAAUGAAGCUAAAAAGAAGCAGCUCUGACAGAAAUGAGAAAACAGUUGAGUACAUCAAGAAGAAGAUCAGGACCAUUGAGUCUCCAGAGAAAUCCAUCAAUCUGUUCCACUGUCUGAAUGAACUGGGUGAUCGUUCACUAGUGGAGGAAAUACAACAGUAUCUGAAAUCUGGAGGAAUAAAGAAAGCCAAACUCUCUUCAUCUCAGUGGUCAGCUUUAGUUUUUGUGUUGUUGACAUCAGAAGAGGAACUGAAUGAGUUUCAUCUUGAUAAAUUUGUAAAAGGAAAGGAUAAUCCUGAAAAUAUGAAAGUUCUUCAGAAGUUGCUGCCUGUGAUUAAAGAAUCCAGAUCAGUUCAGUUGAGCGAUUGUGGCAUCACAGAUGAAGGUUGUUCUACUAAUGCCGCAUUCCAGGCAACCCAUGACCCGUGUUUUUCCAACAUUAAACCCGUGAAAGUUCACUAG